AUGUUUUGUGGCGCAUGUUGCGCAGCCGAUUCCGAGCUAGUCGUGCAGAAUGAGAGUGGGACAAAAGCUCCUUUGGCACCGAUGCUUGCAGCAAUGCCGGCGGGUACAGGUGGGGAGCGAUUCGUCAUGACGCUGAAGGACGUGAAUGCUUUCAAGACUUUGGACCUGGACCUGUCUGACAACAAGUGCGUCAUCUUCGCCAACUGCGACGGCGCAGCAGCGGAGUGGAACAAGCAAAGUUUGUCACAGGUCUUCCGAUUUGAUCGCGUCAUUGAGCUGAACGGCCAGCCUUGUUUGGCCACAGAUCUCGUGGAAAAGAGCAAGUCCGAGGACCUUGGCACUUUGCAAUUGACGAUCGAAAGGCCACAAAAGCGCAUGCUCUACUUGCAGAAGCCAGGUCGACUUGGUAUGGACUUAACCUACACCAAGACUCGAAAGGGUUCCAUUAAGCCGUGGAUCACUAACAUUGCCGAUGGACUUGUGAACCAGUGGAAUGCCAACAUGCCGGAGCUUGCAGUUGGCCCACAUGAUCGCAUCAUCAGCGUGAACGGCAGCGGUGGAACACCCAGUGACUUGGUGCAGCUCCUCGGCUCGCCCGAAGAAACCCUGCAGCUUGAGGUUUUGCACUACAACAUCUGA
Symbiodinium natans is the source of this 639-nucleotide messenger RNA. The record is from the annotation of a GenBank genome assembly. Lineage: Eukaryota; Dinophyceae; Suessiales; Symbiodiniaceae.